AUGUCAUCACCCCGCCUCAAACAGCUGCGUGUUAAUGGUUCUGCGCUGCCCGAUCUAUACGAAGCCGGUGUGCUCGAGCUCCAGAACGGGUUGGACGCCGGCGACUUCACCAGCGUCGACCUCGUCAAGGCGUACCUGCGAAGGAUCGAAGAAGUCAACCUUGACCGCGCCGAAUUGCGUGCGGUAAUCGAAACGAACCCCCUCGCCCUCUUUGAGGCACAGGCUCUGGACGAAGAACGCGCCUUCUUUGGCAAGCGCGGCCCCUUGCACGGGAUCCCCGUCAUUGUCAAGGACAACAUCGCUACCAUCGCCAGCGAAGGCAUGAACACGACAGCAGGUUCUUUCAGCCUACUUGGAUCGGUGGUGCCCCGCGACGCCGGCGUCAUUACGCGUCUGCGCAAGGCUGGCGCUAUUAUACUUGGCAAAGCCAACUUAUCGGAAUUUGCGUUCUUCCGCGGCAAUUUACCUUCCGGCUGGUCUGGUCGCGGUGGUCAAACGACGAACGCGUAUUUCCCAUCGGCCGAUCCUUGCGGUUCCUCUUCCGGCUCUGGCGUCGCAGCAUCCAUCGGUCUCGCGACGGUAACACUUGGUACAGAAACUGAUGGCAGCAUAACCUGCCCUUCGGAUCACAACAAUCUCGCAGGUAUCAAGCCCACCGUGGGGCUCACCUCCCGUGCAGGCGUCGUGCCUAUAUCCGAGCACCAAGACACCGUCGGCCCGAUGUGUCGCUCCGUGACAGACGCCGCCAUCGUACUUACUGCUAUUGCCGGGAAAGAUCCGAAUGACAACUUCACUCUCGCGCAGCCGGAUGCUGUUCCAGACUAUACGCAGGCGCUGAACGCGAGCGCCUUGCAGGGCGUUCGGAUUGGUGUUCCCCGCCGCGUCUUCCUCAACCAAAGCAUCUCUGGCCAAGACGAUAGCAUCAUUGCCGCGUUCGAGGCGGCCCUGGACACCUUGAGGAACCUCGGUGCAACCGUCGUCGAUCCCGCAGAUCUUCCUAGCGCAGACGAGAUUGCUGUUUCCAACAACGAAACGUUGGUCCUCGAUGUCGACUUCAAGGUACAACUAAACGCAUACUACGAGAGUCUCGUCUCCAACCCAUCCGGUGUCAGAUCUCUUGCAGACCUCAUCGCGUUCGAUGACGCUCAUCCAGAGCUGGAGGAGCCGCUCGACUUCGAGAGUCAAAGCAUAUUCUUGGAGUCCGAGUCCACGAACGGAUUCAACUCCACAUACUUCGACGCCCUCGCAUUUGACAAAGAACUUGGGGCCACCAACGGUAUUGACGCCGCACUCAAGCAGUUUGAUGUAGAAGCGUUAGUGUUGCCGGCAUUCGGUUUUACGACCGUGCCGGCCGCCAUCGCUGGAUACCCCAUCGUCACCGACUUCAGUACCGUCUACCCUGCACCCGGCGUCCCGUUCGGUUUAUCGUUCCUUGGCACAGCAUUCAGCGAGUUCAAACUGAUCAGCUAUGCCUUCGCAUACGAGCAAAAAACUCUGACUAGGCUGCAAAGAAGAGCAUUCCCGGCGGCGAUCCCGACCACACAGUUGGCCGAUGUCAUUGGGAAAUGA
Messenger RNA from Punctularia strigosozonata HHB-11173 SS5, 1569 nucleotides. RefSeq names its product amidase signature enzyme. The transcript has 12 exons. The record is from RefSeq and is a predicted model, not a curated record. Bases 1 to 1569 code for a protein of 522 amino acids. Lineage: Eukaryota; Fungi; Basidiomycota; Agaricomycetes; Corticiales; Punctulariaceae.